Messenger RNA from Cadophora gregata, 1968 nucleotides. RefSeq lists its product as uncharacterized. The transcript has 4 exons. Bases 1 to 1968 code for a protein of 655 amino acids. NCBI's taxonomy places the organism in Eukaryota, Fungi, Ascomycota, Leotiomycetes, Helotiales, Ploettnerulaceae. The record is from RefSeq and is a predicted model, not a curated record.
AUGUUCGAUGUAUCUUGGACGGACCCCGCCAGGGAAACUGUGGGUCAGCGAAAGAGUCGUAAGGAGCAAGAGGCAACAAAUGGAACGAGCCGCAACACCCCAGGCUUGUCUAGAGGGUCAUCUUUUCGAAGUUCAAACUCAUCGAGCUCAACCUUUGCGCAUGGGAAGCCGUCGCUUUUGAAUUUUUUUGGUUCUAGCAGGAAAGGAGCACCAAGCAGGGCGGGAUACCGAACACCGACGCCGGCGCCGCUGGUGGAAGAGCCUCUCGACAAUUCUCAAAGACAUUCAAACUUCACCGUUGACUCGGACUCCUCUGGUCACGAGGUACCAGGAACAACUACCCGGAUUCCCAAAAAUGGGUUUUUCGGAAGAAGCCCGCCCUAUUACUCAGAAGGAGAGCUUUCAGCUGCGUCAGAAGCUUCUGAAUCAGUAUUUUCUGGAUGGACUGGCAAGUCAGUUGUGACAGAGGCAACCUCGGACUCGGGCCCAGAAUCAACCACCAGCUCCGGGAAGGUUGUGCAGCCUCUGAGCGAAGACUCAUUUGUCACUCAGAGCACUGAAAGGACAGUGUCCUCUCCAAAGAGCGUCAAGACAGCAGAGCAGACUGCAACUAUAGUUCAUAUCUCAUCCUCUGGAAAAGGACCUGUUCUCGUGAAAGGUUUAUCUGACAAGGUUUCCCCUCCAUCCUCUGCAUUCAGUUUUCCUCUCCCAGUCACAGCACCACCCAAGACUCCACCCAAAGACAAUGUGAGGAUCCAACAAGUAAAUAAGCGAGCUGGAUUCGCAGUCGCCAAACAUUUCCAACCAUCAUACACAUGGAAGCCACCGGAGACAUGGGAAUACGAUGAGGAAACUUCCAAACCCGGUCAACGACGCUCGCCUACGCAACUUCGUCCAAUCAGAGAACGACGCCACAAAACGCCCCCCUCCGAGAUUGCACAUUUGCAAAGAAGCAUCAGACGGAUGGAAGCCGCGAGUUCGAAGAUCGUUCUUGAGCGUCUGAGGGAAGAAUGGGUCGAGGUUGCAGAUGCUUCCGUUUACAGAGAACUGGAGAUAGAGAAGCAGCUUUGGAUGUUGACUGCGUUGAGGACUUUGAAAAAUAAGUCUAGUGCUGAUGACAUUGUCGUAUCUGCUUCCUCGAGACCUACGAAGGUACUGUCGCUGUACGAGAAUCAUGCAUCAUGUUCCUCCCUUUCAGCACUUACAACUGCUACAUCAGUUCACCAUCUGUCCACCAAUCCGCUCUCACCAAAAUCCUACCCCAACAUCCAUCCUCUUCUUGUCCCAGGCCCGACUUCCCAGCUACCCUACGCGUCCAACAUCUUCUCGGAAAUCCAUGCCUUCUCCAUCCCCUCUUUACUGCCAGCAUCAUCCAUCCCCUCCAUUGUAAAAGAAUGUCACCGAACUCUCAUCUCAGCGACUCAUGUCCUUCCCCAGUCCGAUACCUCACCGCAGUCCUUCUCUAAAAGCGCGUCAAGCACACUUGCAGGAACGAAUCCGGUUGCUAGAGGAGGAACCUUACAUCUCACAAUUCUCGAUCCCUCGCCACUCCCUGCAACACUCGGUCCGCGCUUGCGCGAGUGGCUGGACAACUAUCUGAUACUACAUCUGGAGAAACACUUCCGAUGUCUGAACCCCAGUCGACUCUUCCCAGUCUGGUUGUCUGAUGCAGGGUUACGCUCAGAAGGCAGUACAAUCGUCAAUGUCCGAUUCUUCGCUGCUGUUAAUGUCCCAAAGCCGGGUCUAGCUUGCGCGAAUGGCGGGAUCACAACUGACGGGAUGGAAGAGGUAGAUAACACAAAGCAGGAGUUAAAGAGUAUUGUGGGUAGGAUGCUGUGGAAGGAGAUGUGGGGUUCGUAUGUGCAGGGCGAUAAGUGGUGGUGGGAGGAUGAGAGCAUUCUGGAAGAGUGCGAUAGGAUGGGAACGGUGUGGGAAUAUGCUGUCAUUGAAGCUGUGAAGGAGGGGUGA